AUGGAAUUCAACAGACCGGCGAGCCUUAAAUUGACCGGUAAUAUAAAUGACAACUUUAAGACAUUUAAGCAAGAAAUAGAAGUUUAUUUCAUGGCUACUGAAACAUAUAAAAAACCAAAAGAAGUUCAGGUGGCACGACUACUGAACCUUUUAGGACCAGAUGGUUUGAAAUUAUUUAACACAUUUAAAAUUGAAGAUAAAUCUAUUGAAACAAUUUUCAAAUGUUUGGAAGAAUAUUGUGUACCCAAAAAGAAUGUGGUAAUGGAGCAUUAUAAAUACUUUACUAGAAAGCAAAAUGAAAAUGAAUCAUUUGACAAAUUCUAUGCUGACUUACGCGAACUUAUCAAGUCAUGUGAAUUUGGAGAAGCUGAAGAAACUCUAUUGUGCUCACAAAUAGUACUUGGUAUACAUGAUAAGGAUCUACAGACAAAAUUACUCAGAGAAGAUUUGCCAUUGCCCAAAAUCAUCAAGUAUUGUCAAGCGGUUGAGCAGGCCGAGAUGCAUCGACGUGUGGUUCAAAAAGAAAGUCCAGCUCUGGAUCAAAUUGAAGAACGUCAACAAUUCAAAUCAAAAGGAUGGAGUCAAAUUAAGCAAAAUAAUAAGUCACAAAGAAAACAGGAGCAUAAGAACAAAAAUCAGGUAAAUUAUAAAAAUAAAAAUUCAGGAGAAAGUCAAAAUAAUAAUGUUAAAAAGUUUAGUUGUAACAGAUGUGGUAUAUCUUAUGGUAUAAAUGAAUGCCCUGCUUAUGGAAAAACUUGUAAUAAUUGCUUUAAACUCAACCAUUUUGCAGUAAAGUGUAGAAAAGGUGCUAAUAAAGGAGAGUUGCAUGAAGUUCAAUGUAAUAAUAGUAAUGACGAGGAAGAAGAAUUAACUUAUUUGUCAUUAAAUAGUAUUGAGUCAGAGAAACAAAUAAAUUGGACUGAUAUUGUUGUGAUUGAUAGUAAAAAUGAAUUAAAAAUUAAAUUAGAUACAGGAGCUCAGUUGAAUGUAAUGCCUCUUAAAGAAUUUAAAAAAUUAAAUAAAAACUUAGAGAAAAGUUCAGUAGUUAUUAAAUCAUUUGGAGGAUUUAAAAUAGAGUCAUUGGGAAAAGUUAAAGUAAAUUUAAAAAACUCUAAGAAUGAAAUUAGUACCUAUUUUGAAGUUGUUAAUUGCAAUGAUUUGCCAAUACUAGGGUUAAAGGAUUGUAUAAAACUAAAUUAUGAAAUUAAAGAAGUAAAUGAAAUUAAUAGUUGUAAAACAGAAAAAGAUGUAUUCUUACAAAAGUAUAAUGAUAUAUUUAAUGGUUUAGGAAAAUUUCCAGAAAAAAUUUCUAUAAAAGUUAAAGAUGACGCUAAUCCUAAAAUCUUUCCACCAAGAAGAGUACCUUAUAAAAUAGUAAAUAAAUUAAAAGAAAAACUAGAUAAAAUGUGUGAAUUAAAGAUUAUAGAAAAAUGUAAAGAACCAAGCGAAUGGCAGAGUCCUAUAAUAAUAAUUGAAAAUACAGACAAAAGUCUAAGAGUUUGUUUAGAUCCCAGGGAGCUUAAUAAAAAUAUAGUUAGGGAAAUGUACCAAAUACCAACACUAGAAGAAAUUAAAUUAAAUUUAUUAAAUAAAAAAUAUUUUACUUUAUUGAACCUUCGUGACGGAUUUUAUCAAUGUGAAUUAGAUCAGAAAUCACAAAACUAUUGCUGUUUUAGUACACCUUUUGGUGGGUAUAAGUACUUAAGAUUACCUUUUGGCAUAUCUUCUGCCCCAGAGAAGUUUCAACAAAUGACUUCUAAAUAUUUUGGUAACAUUAAAAACGUAAAUGUAUAUUUUGAUGAUAUAUUAGUAGCAGGCUCAACGAUAGAAGAGCAUAAUUUAGCGUUGAAUGAGGUAAUAAAAACUUCGAGAAAAUUUAAUAUUAAGUUCAAUUCUGCAAAGUUGCAAUAUUAUGUGCCUAAGGUAAAGUUUUUAGGAUUUUUGUUUAGUAGUGAAGGAGUUCAACCUGAUGAAGAAAGAAUAAGAUCAAUUAGGGAAUUAAAUGAACCAUGUAACAAAAAAGAUUUACAGUCAUUUCUAGGAAUGAUCAAUUACCUGCGGGGAUUUAUUCCUAACCUAUCUGAAAUAGUAACCCCUUUUAGAGAACUAUUAAAAAAAGAUAUUAUAUGGUAUUGGACUGUAGAGCAUAGGCUAGUUUUUGAAAAAAUAAAGGAAAUACUCUGUAAUUUUCCAGUUUUAAAUAACUUUAAUUUAACAGAAUCAUUUGAAAUACAAACAGAUGCGUCUGAGAGAGCUAUAGGAUGCUGUAUUUUUCAAAAUAAUAAACCAAUACAUUACGCAUCAAGAUGUUUGAGUGAUACUGAAAUUAAUUUUGCACAAAUUGAAAAGGAGAUGUUAGCCAUAGUUUUUGCCUGCACAAAAUUUCACUAUCUAAUAUAUGGCCAACAAUCUGUCAAGAUAUACACAGAUCAUCAACCGUUAGUCUCGGUUAUGAGAAAAGAAAUAUACAAAAUACCAAAUAAUAGGCUUAGGAGAUUAAGAGUCAAAUUAUUAAUAUACAAUGUGAAUGUUGAGUAUUUACCUGGUAAGCUCAUGUACGUAGCUGACUUUUUGAGUAGAAAUUAUAUUAAAAGAAGUGAGCAAAGCGAAGAGUCGUUAAAUGAUGUAGUACAUACUAUGGAAAUGUUUGAAAUUAAAUUUGAAAACAAUAAAAAGGAUGAUUUUAAGAAAGAGUCGAGGAAAGACGAAGCGUUAAGUCAAAUUGUCAAUUACUUAAGUACUGGCUGGCCAAACAAAUGCAAGAAUGGCGGUGAAUUGAAGCAUUAUUUCAAACUAAGAAAUGAAUUAAUAUUAGAAGAUGGCUAUACUUUGGAAUGA
Molecule: messenger RNA, 2838 nt
Organism: Macrosiphum euphorbiae (potato aphid)
Lineage: Eukaryota; Metazoa; Arthropoda; Insecta; Hemiptera; Aphididae
Source: the annotation of a GenBank genome assembly